Molecule: messenger RNA, 7993 nt
Organism: Cottoperca gobio
Lineage: Eukaryota; Metazoa; Chordata; Actinopteri; Perciformes; Bovichtidae
Gene: atp11c
Product: ATPase phospholipid transporting 11C (ATP11C blood group)
Exons: 29
Coding region: 525-3977 (1150 amino acids)
Biological process (GO): phospholipid translocation
Cellular component (GO): endoplasmic reticulum; recycling endosome; plasma membrane
Molecular function (GO): ATP hydrolysis activity; magnesium ion binding; ATPase-coupled intramembrane lipid carrier activity
Source: RefSeq, a predicted model, not a curated record
UGGGAACGUCUGUGGGUUGCCGCUGUGUUGCCGCUGGAGUAAAAAAAAAAAAUUGUUUGACAGGGAGGUGAGGCGACCUGUGCACAGGGAUUGAAGAGAGAAGUUAGUUUUUAGUGUGUCUCUGGCAGUUUGUGAGUCAAUGAGGAGGCAGACUCGAGAGCUACACAUGAUGUGUACGAGUCUAAGCAACAGGGCACAGAGAGAAAUGUCAGGGACUGUUUCAGCCUUCAGCAAAAGGAAGCGCGACUAGUACACCGCAACGCGGAAAAUAUUCAGGGGGAGAGAAUGCGAAUGGUGCGAAGAUACCGAAAUCAAACAAAAUGGAAACGAUGUAGCGUCGCUGCGGCAUUUCAUAUAGCUAGAACUAACGUUAGAGUAGAAGAUAGAUAGCUAAGGAGCUAGCAGGUUAACUAACAUACAUGUAAAGUUAUUCCCCGGAGAAGCUGAAACAAGAGCCCGGAGGCGUCUGUUGAAUCAGAAGAGUUCAUCAGUGUUGCGAUAUCACAGAAGAUCAACAGAAGAAGAUGCUACGGAGAAGACUGAACCGUUUGCUUGGCGGCGAUGAAAGAAGAGUAGACAGUAGGACUAUCAAUGUUGGUCAUCGGUCAUCCUCCAACAAUGAGGCUUUCAUCCCACCCAAGUUCUGUGAUAACAGGAUUGUGUCCUCCAAGUAUACAGUUUGGAACUUUCUACCAAAGAACCUGUUUGAACAGUUUAGAAGAAUUGCCAAUUUCUACUUCCUUAUCAUCUUCCUGGUGCAGGUGAUAGUGGACACCCCUACCAGCCCAGUCACCAGUGGCCUACCAUUAUUUUUUGUGAUUACAGUAACCGCUAUCAAGCAGGGCUAUGAGGACUGGUUACGGCACAAGGCUGACAAUGAGGUGAAUAAGUACCCAGUGACAGUGCUAGAGCAAGGCCGGAGGAUACGGAAGGAGAGUGAGAAGAUCAAGGUGGGAGAUGUCGUGGAGGUGGAUGAAGACGAGACCUUUCCCUGUGAUUUAAUACUGCUGCAGUCCUGCCGAGAUGACGACACAUGUUUCGUUACCACAGCAAGUCUGGAUGGAGAGUCCAACCAUAAAACACACUACACAGUGCCAGACACGGAGAAGGACCUGGAAUCUCUCAACGCCACCAUCGAGUGUGAACAGCCACAGCCUGACCUUUACAAGUUUGUCGGCCGUAUGCACAUCUACAAAACCGAUCAGGAUCCCGCAGUGAGGUCUUUGGGCCCAGAAAACCUCCUCCUGAAAGGGUCGACUUUAAAAAACACUCAGAAAAUAUGUGGUGUUGCAGUUUAUACUGGCAUGGAGACAAAGAUGGCUCUCAACUACCAGGGCAAGUCUCAGAAACGCUCUGCUGUGGAGAAGUCUAUCAAUGCCUUCCUUCUGGUUUACCUUUGCAUAUUGGUGAGCAAGGCCCUAGUGUGCACUACACUUAAGUAUGUGUGGCAGAGCAAGCCCGGACAGGAUGAGCCUUGGUACAACGAGAAAACCCAGAGAGAGAAAGACACCAAUCUGUAUCUGAAGAUGUUCACUGACUUCCUCUCCUUCAUGGUGCUCUUCAACUUCAUCAUUCCGGUGUCAAUGUAUGUGACAGUUGAGAUGCAAAAGUUUUUGGGAUCCUUUUUCAUCACAUGGGACAAGGACUUCUUUGACCCUGAAAUAAAGGAGGGGGCACUGGUCAACACUUCAGACCUCAAUGAGGAGCUGGGACAGGUGGAGUAUGUCUUCACAGACAAGACGGGCACCCUCACUCAGAACAACAUGGAGUUCAUAGAGUGCUGCAUCGAUGGCUUCCAGUACAAGUACCGGGACGCAGGCUCAGAGUUGGACGGAUUCUGUGUCCCAGAUGGACCUGUAAACAAAGUGCAGCACAAAGCUGGCAAGGAGAGGGAAGAGCUGUUUCUGCGUGCCCUGUGUCUGUGCCACACAGUCCAGGUGAAGGAGUCUACAGAGCAGGGUCAAGUCCAAGGGGACGGACUGAUAAACCAGGUGGAUGGCGUAGGGGUGGAUGGAGAAGUGCUCCGACCACUGCAGGAGCAGAGAGGCUUUAUCGCCUCCUCACCUGAUGAGGUUGCUCUGGUCAAGGGUGCCAUGAGGUAUGGCUUCACAUUUCUAGGUUUUGAAAGUAAAACCAUGAAGAUUCUCACCAGGAACAAUGAUAUUGAAAUGUAUGAACUACUUCACGUGUUGAACUUUGACCCAGUGAGAAGGCGAAUGAGUGUAAUAGUCAGAUCCAAAUCAGGUGAUACAUUGCUCUUCUGUAAGGGAGCGGACUCCUCCAUCUUUCCUCGCGUCAGACAGGAGGAGGUUGAAAGGAUACGCAUGCAUGUGGAGCGUAAUGCAACAGAGGGCUACCGGACACUGUGUGUGGCCUACAAAUAUCUCAGUGCAGAGGAGUACGCCCAGGCAGAUGCAGAAUUGAGGGAAGCUAGAUUGGCUCUGCAGGACAGAGAGGAGAAGCUCAUGUCUGUUUACAACCAAGUGGAGACAGGCAUGAGUCUCAUAGGAGCUACUGCUGUAGAAGACCGGCUUCAAGAGGAGGCAGCCGAGACCAUGGAGGCUCUGCAGGGUGCAGGCAUUAAGGUUUGGGUCCUGACGGGGGACAAGAUGGAGACGGCAAAGUCCACCUGCUAUGCUUGUAGAUUGUUCCAGAGAAAUACAGAGCUUUUGGAGCUGACCGUCCGUACUCUGGAGGAUGGAGGGAGGAGGCGUGAGGAACGACUGCAUGAGCUCUUGCUUGAAUACCACAAGAAAGCCGUACAGGAUGCACCACCCGUUAAGGCAGGAGUCACCAGGACCUGGUCUUCAGCAAACCAGGACUACGGCUUCAUCAUAGAUGGAGCCACUCUGUCGAUGGUGCUCAACUCCUCCUCAGAAUCCAACUCAAGUCGCUACAAGAGCCUGUUCCUGCAAAUUUGUCAAAACUGCACAUCUGUGCUCUGCUGUCGCAUGGCUCCUCUACAAAAGGCGCAGAUAGUUAAAAUGGUGAAACACUCUAAAGGCAGCCCAAUCACCCUCUCCAUUGGAGAUGGUGCCAAUGAUGUCAGCAUGAUUUUAGAAGCUCAUGUUGGGAUUGGUAUUAAGGGUAAAGAGGGUCGGCAGGCAGUGAGGAACAGUGAUUAUGCCAUCCCCAAACUCAAGCACCUCAAGAAACUUCUGUUGGCUCAUGGGCAUCUCUACUAUGUUCGCAUUGCCCACCUGGUGCAAUAUUUCUUUUACAAGAACCUUUGCUUCAUCUUACCUCAGUUCUUGUACCAGUUCUUCUGUGGCUACUCCCAGCAACCCCUGUAUGACGCGGCCUAUCUGACGAUGUACAACAUCUGCUUCACCUCUAUGCCCAUCCUGGCUUACAGCCUCUUGGAGCAGCACAUCUGCAUUGAGGUUCUGCUGGACAAUGCCACCCUCUACAGAGGGAUUGCUAAGAACGGCAUGUUACAGUGGGGACCGUUCCUCUACUGGACUCUACUCGGAGUCUUCCACGGCUUGCUCUUCUUCUUUGGUGUUCGAUAUUUGUUCAGUAACCCAGCACUGCAGGAUAAUGGCCAGGUUUUUGGCAACUGGUCAUAUGGAACAAUUGUCUUCACUGUCCUCGUCUUCACCGUCACACUAAAGCUCGCUCUGGACACACGGCACUGGACCUGGAUCAACCACUUUGUAAUCUGGGGCUCCCUGGCCUUCUACGUGUUUUUCAGCUUCUUCUGGGGAGGAAUAAUAUGGCCUUUCCUGAAGCAGCAACGUUUGUACUUUGUGUUUGCCAACAUGCUGAGCUCAGUGUCAGCCUGGCUGGUCAUCAUCUUGCUCAUCCUGCUCAGCCUACUGCCAGAGAUCCUGCUUGUGGUGUUCCGCAAACCCCGCGGGCCCCACGCUCGACAGAAGCCGGUUCAGUCGAGCGCGGGGGGCUACCAGUCUCCCCGGUCUUCAGCCAGGCCCUUGCUCAUGAGAACCUUUUCAGAUGAGUCCAAUACUGUCAUUUAAACAGGUACCAGCCCACCUUCAGGCCAUUUAAGCCAAUCAAAGACUCACUCCCCCAGCCAACCUCUCCAGCUUUUCUGGUUCCCUAACUCUGAGUUUUAACAAGAGAAUCAAAGGCAUCCAGGCUACAUUCAACAUGACCCACUGUGCUCGUUUGUGUUGUGUGCGAGCUGAUAUUGGCCGGCUGAAGCGAUGCACUUUUCCCACGUCAGACUGGAGACAUUUCUUUGUUGAAAUGGAAUGCAUGUGAAUGCAUCUCUCGGCGUGAUGUUGCAAAACCUUAAAAACAUGCUCCUUUCAGCCUCCCUUUGGAAGCCCCGCUUGUAUAUUACCUUCUGCAUGUGCAAGUUGAUUUCAGUCCAUCUCAUCUUCUUUUGUGUGCGAGGUGAAGUUUGCUUGGAUUUUCUUAGCUGACCGUGUGAAACAACAGAGCUGGUCUGUGAUUGUAACUUCCCUCAGUCUGACAUUCAUGUACCGUUGCGGGUUUGAUCACGGUCGCUUCGUCCUGUGUGCACGUGCAAAACCGUCUGCUUACUUUCCUGUCAAACAGAUUGAUGCAUUUGUGUGAGUGCUAUGCUUAAUUCACUGCAUGACGUGACAACCGCAGACAUUGGUGCUGCAUUACAUAAAGAGGGUGACAACAAAAUGAACGGAAACAUCGCAUGAUUACAUUUUGUCGAUGUAUUUGUACAAGGUAAAUAUGGAAAACCUAAAUAAAUAACACAUUAUAGAAUAAAUAAAAUAAGGACAAAGUAUGAAAUUCUGAAAUGAUCCAAUACAUUACAAAAAUGUCUCCCCCCCCAUAAUUUUUUCACUUUCUUUACUCAUUAGCUGACAGUAGAGAUGUAAGGCUGCACUAUCGAGACCACAGGAGGUGUCGGGAGGUGAAAGGAAAUCUCUCGACACCUUUUUUGGCACUUGAUUAAAUGUCUAGGUGUUUUCAUUGUUUUGUCCACCCCCUGUUGGUAGGUGUGAGUGUUGCACCUUCCCAUCACUGUUGACCAGGGUCACCGAUAUCUGUUGCUUUUCUUCAGCACCAGGCGACUUUUGCAACAGCUUUCACUGUUUAACCUGCAUUUCUAUUCUCCCAAUAGCUGUCAGAGGGCGGCCUCCUACAAACGUCCAGGUAAACUUCAGUGACUCAAACCUAACUUUAAUUUUCUGUGUCUCUUCAAUGUCCCCGCUGAGCUUCAACAAGAUCAGUAGGCUUGGAUGAAACAAGGAGCAUUUCCUUUACUAAUUUCUGCUUGUCUCUGGUGGCGGGGAGCGUGUCAUUUCAGUGUGUUUUUACGUGUCGUGGUGCGUGGCCAAUCGCCGCCUAUUCUUUUUUUGAUUGAUGGUUGUUGGUGAUUUCAAGGUGUCUCGUCUUCUCCCUCUUGUUGGCACCAGCUCAUGAUGAGAACAUUGAAGUGAAAUCUGUCUGCUUGUGCUCUUCCAGAUUGCGGCAGUCACACCACUAUCCUACAAGCACCUGAAGGAGCGCCAGUAAAAGGCAGCGGAGCAUCUGCCACUUUCAGGGUCCCGUACCAGUCGGGUCAGAGCCGACUGCCAUCAUGCUCGAUCUGAAAAGAAGAGGAUGGGAAAAAAUAAGAAGAAGAUGAGAGAUGAAUGGGGGGGGGGGGGUGGGGACGGAUAAAAAAGGGGUUUAGCGGUCUUUGCUCCGUCCUUCUCCGCCCAAUCCCAAUCCCAAUAGCUCCCAACCCCCCAACGCAUGCCUGCAGAGCAGUGCCCUGCAUUAUUUUUAAAAAAUAUCUACUCAGAUGACGGGCAUGAAUUUUCUUUCUUUGACUUUUUUUGUUUUUUAAUACUAGCUUAUAAAUGAAUGCUUACACGGCUGCCUUGUCAGUAGCUCUAUCCAACUGCUGUGUUUUAACAAGCAGUCGUAAUAAUAUCCACUCCAAGAAUGGUUCACCUGCAUGAAAGACGGCUCUCAAGAAAGCUUCACUCCACUGAUGUUCAGUCACUGUAUCCUGCUCAGCUUUUAAUUCAGACCUGACGAUCUCGUAGUCUGCAACGGUUACACUUUGAAAGGUUAUUCCACUUUAUAGUUAUUACGCUUUUCCAACGGUUAUUCAUUAAAUAGUUAUAUGUUUCAGAGAUUACACUCAUCCACGGGUCCAAAUACUUCAUGAUGAGAAGUAACUGACGGUUUUCUGGUUUAAAGAUUAUUAUAUAAAGAUUAUAUUGUUAUUGGCAUGUUGUUAUAAGAGGAGUUAACCGAGGCCAUAUUACCACUCAAUCCAAAAAGUGUGUGUGUAUGCAAGAUUGAGAGAUAUAGAUUAGAGAUGUUAAGCAAUCUAAAAUUGCUCGGAGAAUGACCUAAAUCUUCCGACCUCAGAGAUAAUUUAAGACUCAAUUUAAGAUGAGAAAAAUUAAUAUAUGUGCUGUACUGUGUAUAUAUAUAUAUUUAUAUAUAUAUAUAUAUAGAUAGAUAUAGUUUAGAGAUGUAUCCGCUCAAAGCCAAAAAGAUGAACGUAAUGCGAUCCGAUUCUGUCCACACUAUUGUGACCUGAAAGUGACAAGUCAGCGCGUGUGUGUGUGUGUGUGUGUGUGUGUGUGUUACAGAAGUGCGCGCUGGGUGAGAGAAGCCAGACGCGCCCGUGCUUCAUGAAAACCAGGAUUACUUGAACCUCGUUGAUGUAGUUUGCUUAGACAUUUCCUGCACUAUUAAGGAAGCUGGUUUCUUCAUUGCGUGGAUGGUAACUAAGGCACAUGAAUAUAUGCCUGAGGACACACACAUAGAUAUAUAUAGACGAGAACAACACACACGCAGUAACCGUACACGUAAAUGCGCACAUGCACUAAAGCCUAAAUGAGGAUAUUUAUGUUCAUCACCCAUUAUCUAGUUUGCAUCAUUUUUCUCAAGCAGGCUGAAGUUGGGAGUGUAAAGAAAAUCAACUCCAGACCUGCAGAGUCAACAUAGUUCAUACAUAGCAUCCAUGCUCCGUCUCCUUCCUUCUGUCUGUGGUCAGGUUUUGUGACUGACAGGAGGACGGAGUGGACCGCUUUGUUCCUUUAACUUCUGGUUUGUACCGCUUCAUACAUUCCAUUUAAACAUGCCAUGACAUCAAACACUUUUAGAUACGGUUUCUGAAUGACUGUUUUUUUUGUUCUCUUGUUUUUUUCCACAAACUUGUAUUGUCUAUUUUUGGCAUAUUUAUUGUUACGUGUACUUUUACUCACAAAUGUUAUACUUUUAUUGCAUCAAUCUUUUUUUUUUGCAUUGUGGAAGGGGUCAGCUGAGUUUGUCUGUGUUACUCCAGCCUUGAUGUGAGCCUGUGCCAAUCCCUUUUAACAGUCUUUGUCAUACAUGCAGAGACAGGCAGCCCCCCCCCCCCCCCCCUCCCCAACACACUCCAAAUAUCCAGAGUCAAACUCUGAACCAAUGUCACUCCUUUUACCAAUUUAAGAUUGAUGUCACUAAUGAAAUCUGUCAGUAUGAGGAUGUUCUAAUGUACUACUACACUGAGUCCUGCUCAAACGAUAACUCCAGUACAGUACUCUGUAGUGCUGGCUUUGUGUUUCACCCCCACUGACUGCAGCCUGACACAUCUGAUACAGUGCAUCUGCACAGUGGCAGUCAUAAUGCCAAAUAGAAAAUUGAAUUAAUGUUGAUUUUGUUUUUAACAAAUGGAAACAUGUACAUGCCUUUCAUUGUCAUGUUCCACUAAGACGGCUUGUUUAAAUUUUUUGGAUGCCAGGCUGUUUAUUACUCUGUGACAUGUCACGUCCAGACUGCACUGUGCCGGAUGUAAGAGGACACGCUGAGAGGGGCUGCCUGCUUCGUUUAAAAAAAAAAAAAAAAAAACAACCUUUAAGUGACAUCAGAGAUGCUAUUUUCAGAGCUUAAAAAUAUCUUGGAAUCUAACGUUUUGCCUGUCUAAAUGAAAAGUAUAAAAUAAUGGAUUGUAUUUUUAAUGCAACCUUUUUCCAGCCACUUUUGUAAGAAAAAAAAAAAAAUGUCAGGAAAAAAAAAAAAAAAGAAGCACGAGAGGCUCUGCGGUUGUGGACGCUGCCCC